AAUAAAAUCAGCUGUACAAUAAAAUAGACCGUCGAAGAAAAUAGAACCUUCGUUUAUUUCUGUUGAAAUUUGACCAGUUAGUAGCUGAAAAUGGACGCCAAAAUGUGUUAAUUUGGGGACAGGAGUCUUCGCAGACGCUUAUGGAUAACGCUGAUUCACUCAGCUUGUGCAUGUGUGGCUCUUUUGGGCAGAAGGUGCCUGUGGUUGCUGUGUGUGGUUUGGGACUAGUCGGCUCUAGCCAUGCUAUGUUCCUCGGGGAAGAGGCUUCAGGCCAGCAUGCUUUACAACAUGCUCUCUGAGUCCCUCGCCAAAGAGCGACAAGUAUGGAGGCCCUUUCUUCUCAAACAGCCCAUGGAAGAGGAACAUGAAAUCCAGCCCAGCCAUAGAGAUGAGGCAGUGAAGUGGAUCCUAGAAUGGAACCAGAAAUUCAAAUACUGCCCUGAAACUUUUAUGCAGAGUGCUGAACUACUGGACAGGUUCCUUAUGGCUGUUAAGGCAAAACCCAAGUACUUAAGAUGUAUUGCCUUCAGUUGUUUCUUCCUGGGUGCCAAGCUUAGAGAAGAGGAUGAGGAUGUGCCCGCCACCGAGGAUCUUGUCCAGGAGAGCGGUUGCAGUUUCUCUGUAGCUGAGGUUCUGCGAAUGGAGCUCAUUGUUCUAGAUAAGCUCAAGUGGGACCUGACCACGAUCACCUCCUUGGAAUUUCUGCAGAUGUUCCACGCCAUGCUGUUGACCCAGUUCCCGAAGCUUCUGUCUCCCCUGGGUCACAUGACACCAUCGCGUCACCUGUCCAUCCUGACGGGACGUCUCAGUCAGUGCCUAACCAAUCACAAGCUGGCGACGUUCCACCCGUCCGCUUUGGCGCUGGGCCUGCUCAGCCUAGAGCUGGAGACUGUCAGUCGGGACUGGUUGACGCUGUCCAUGAUGUUUCAACGUCUUAUUGGUGUGAAUAAUCAGCAGCUUAUUCGAUGUCGUGAGUUAAUUACCAGCACUCUAAUGGGCCAUCCUAGCUUCAAUGCCGUCUACAUUGUCGCCCACCCCAAUCCCCACGGCAGCCACGACCAGGCCAGCACCACAGGUCAUCAAUACAUCGACGACCCCAAGCUAGCCAAGCACAAGAAUCAGAUAGAGGAAGAUGAAGAUAUCUACGCCAGUAUCAAGCGUCUGUAUAACGAAGACUCCGGUGCGGAGGGGUUCCCCGCAUCGGUCACUCCCCACCCAAAGGGGGCGCUGUCCCAACCCCAGGGGCAGCUGUUGCCAUCCUUGGGAUCCACCUGUUCAUCACAGAUGAUGAAUGAUCCUGAGGAGACGAUGUCGUCCCCAUGUCCCCCUCUCCAGUCCAUUGAGGUGACUUGAGGACGACUUAUUGCCCCCUGUGCCCUCCUUUACAGUCCAUUGAGGUUGCAUAGUAGCGUUCUGGUAUGUUGUGUACAGUAGUUUACCAGGUUGGAUUGGGAAUGUUUUUUAAUUGUUACUCUGUGAUUUGGGUUGACUAAAGAUAGCAUUCAGAUUGCACUUAUGCGUCAACAUAUCAACACAUUUGGAAAGUUAAAUCAAAGAGAUGUGUUUUUAAAUGUUCAAGGCGUGUCUGAUAUAAACUGUGAACAGUUUCAUUGGACAUAAUGUGAUCAUUUGUAUCAUUUUUAAUCAAAAUUUUUAGACAGAAUUUCCAGAGAGAUACUGAAAUUUGAAUUUGAUAGUUAUUUCAGUUUGAUUUUGUUCAAUCUCUGAUACUAAUGUUUGUUUUUUCACGACUGCAAAUGUUUAUGACAACUACAUUCAAACUGAUCGUCACUGAGCAAUUAUCUGUAUUCCCCACCUACUGUUCGUCCACAUAUUUUUCUUGUGCAUUUUUAACAUGGAAGAGGAACUACCAUGAAAUAAUGAAUUUCUUCUCCGUUUGAAAAUCCAAAUGAAAGAAAUAUAUAUUAAACAGUUUGACAACUUGAGUAAAAAAACCCACUAACUUUAUGUGUAGUUGUAAACUUAGUUUAACAAUAACAACCGAGUCAGUCAGUGGCUUAGUAGUUAUUGUUUGUGUUCACUAGUAUAGGUUUUAAUUUAUUCGCAUGAGAAGCUGGUACAGUGAAGAUCACUGCACACAGAUUAUGAUCAAAGAGUUCUUUGGGUUUUUUUUUUUAAGAAGAAAAUAAUUUAUUUUUUAUUUUACUUUGAAUUGUUUUUUUUUUUUUCAGCAAAUGCUUAAAUUUAUUUUAAUAGUUUUGAUUUCAAAAAUAUGAGUUGAGUAUUAAUUAUAUGAACAAAUUCAAUGAAUAUUCUGAAAUCUGUGAGAAACUUGGGUGAGUCUUGCAUCCAUCUUGGACAGCCAAGGUUGAAUUCAAAGAGUUUCAAAAUGUGCUUUAAAAAACCAAGGUGAAAGAUUUCACUCAAGUAUGAAUGAUAUUUUUCAUAGUUUGAAUGGAUUCAUUUGCCAAAGGGUUUCUUGGGAGCUUUUGAAAUGUUAGAUUCUCUGUGAGUUAUUUAUGCACAUUGAAAUGCCUCAACACUCAUGUGAAUCAAAUUCAUUGAGACUUGGUUUAACGCUAAAUGGGAACAAACAUCUUGGAAUGUUCAAGAAAGAUGCAAACCAUUUUUUGCUUAUUUACAAAGAAGAAACAAUAAGCAACAAAAAGGGCCAAGUUUAGACAGGGACUAUAUCUCGACGAGCAGCCUAUAUUAACUGGUGCUCAUGCUCCUAACAUGUGGGUUACCAGGCAAUAACAGUUGGUCUCUGGUCGACGAACAGUCCUUGUGCGAACUUGGUCCAGUGUCUCGUCACUUGACAUUGUUACAAUGAUGUAGAUACCUGCUGCUAAACUGUUAUAAACUAGUAGAGCCAUUCCAAACUGUAGCUGUAAGGUUGUUGGACCAGCCUGCAGCAGACUAGACUAAGCCAAAUGUCAUAAAGUUGGUAAGCACAAAAAUUUGCUUAGCACAAUUUAAAUCAUUGCAUGGCAGAAAAGAGGUUACCAUUUAAAAAUGCCAAAAUCACAUUCACAAUGGUGUCCUAAAAGUGUUUUUUUUUUGCAAUAGCAAAAAGAUGGUUGGUUAGCAAAAAGAUGGUUGGUUAACAAAAAUUUCUGCUUCUCAGUGAUAUGAAAUUUGCCUCAUUGUAAAAGUCAUCUUCGUACAUGUAUAAAGAUUAAAAAUAUUAUAUUUGAUGAAUCUAGGUAAUCUUGUACAGUUUUUUGCAGUGCACCUGAAGAUUUUUAACCAAAGGCUUUAUAAAGAAUAAUAUAUACUGGAGGUAGUAACUUAUUCUUUCAUGUGAAGACGAAAGAUCGUUAAACGACUUACUUAACCGGUAGUGACAUUUUUGUAUUGUGUUUAUGCAUGAUGCCUCUUACAUUAAGAGUCUGUUUAGGAAAGUUACAAUGCAAGUUACACUAGCAGGAGUUUUUUAACUUGACGUUUUAGUUUGCUACUCUUUCCCUUUAGUUUUUUUUUCUGACAGAUGAAGAAGUCGGUUAGUUUUAUCGAAAUGGAAAAAAUGGAUAUCACACAAUUUUAACAUUUUGAAUCAAUCACUUUGUGGUUUUAAAAAAUUUUAAAUACUGUUUUUCAUUUUCAGAGAAUUUGAGUCUGAAUGACUUGUGAUACAAAUUUGAAUUCAAAUUCUUUUAACUCUAAAUAGGUAAUUUUCCUGCAAAGCUUGAAAUUAGAUCUCAUAAUUGACUUUUAAAAGUCUACCAAACAGCUCUUUCUUAGAUUAAUUAGUUCCGUAUAAUCGUUGUUGUAUUUUAUGCAUGUGUUGUUCAUUAUUGUCAUGGCUUUUGUGUUAUUUAUUUUUGGUAUAUUAUUUUUGGUGCUUAAUGAGCUGUUUUUGGUUUGUGGCUGCUCUCAAGCCGUUCAAUCCACAGGCCUGAGCCAAAUAAUGCCUAUGUAAAUUAUUAAAAAAAAACAAC
Asterias rubens (European starfish) is the source of this 3902-nucleotide messenger RNA. RefSeq names its product cyclin-I-like. Gene Ontology annotation, molecular function: cyclin-dependent protein serine/threonine kinase regulator activity. Gene Ontology annotation, cellular component: cytoplasm; nucleus; cyclin-dependent protein kinase holoenzyme complex. The transcript has 7 exons. Gene Ontology annotation, biological process: mitotic cell cycle phase transition; regulation of cyclin-dependent protein serine/threonine kinase activity. Lineage: Eukaryota; Metazoa; Echinodermata; Asteroidea; Forcipulatida; Asteriidae. The record is from RefSeq and is a predicted model, not a curated record. Bases 241 to 1353 code for a protein of 370 amino acids.